Molecule: messenger RNA, 1419 nt
Organism: Chilo suppressalis (striped riceborer)
Lineage: Eukaryota; Metazoa; Arthropoda; Insecta; Lepidoptera; Crambidae
Source: the annotation of a GenBank genome assembly
AUGGCUGCUAUUCUUGGCGGCGGCCUAGGCGGUCUUUCAACAGGUUAUUAUUUGCUCAAAAACAAUUUAAUUAACAACAACAAUCUUAAAUUAUAUUUGCUGGAAGGAACUAAGUACUGCGGCGGCUGGAUUAAAUCUAUUAAGACGAAGGAUUAUACGUUUGAACAGGGACCAAGAACGAUCAGGCCAAAAGGUAUCAUUGGAGUAAACACUUUGAACAUGAUACAAGACUUGGGACUCAGCGAGCAUGUAGCAUCAAUCAAACAUGAUCAUCCCGCAGCGAAAAAUCGUAUGAUCUAUGUAAACAACCACCUGCAUUUAUUACCAUCCAGUUUCAAAGGUGUGUUUCAGCGAAUUACACCCUUUUCCAAACCCCUUAUUUUUGCUUUACUUAAUGAUAUAAAACAGCCUUAUAAACAUUUGGAAGACGACUCUAUUUACAAUUUUGUUGAAAGGAGAUUUGGAAAGGAAAUUGCAGAUUAUGCUGUUUCACCAAUGAUUUGUGGAAUAUGUGCUGGUGAUGCUAAAGAGAUCUCUGUGAAAUUCCUCAUGAAAACUCUUUUUGAAUGGGAGCAAGUUCAUGGUGGGGUAGUCAGGGGGAUGAUAAAGUCUAUAUUUAAACCCAAUACUGACAAGAUAUUAGAGCUCAGUGAUCUUGCAAGAAGGGCACAGGAAGAGAAAUGGAAUGUUUAUACUAUCAGAGGAGGUUUAGAACUAUUUCCAACAGCUUUGCACAAUUAUUUAAAAGAUAAUGAUGUCAAUAUUAAAUUAAACACAAAAAUAGAAGAAAUUCAAUUUGUAGAUUCGGGUACAGUUGUUUUGAAAAAUACUGCUGGAGAGAAAAUAGAAGUUAAUCAUAUUUAUUCUUCAAUACCUGCCUACUCUCUUGCAAAUUUAGUUUGUAAACAACAUCCUGAGUUAGCUCAAGACUUAAGAGACAUUCCCUUUGUAACUGUUGGUAUUGUUAACUUACAUUUUGCAACAGAGAAGACGUUAAUUACACCAGCAUUUGGUUUUCUAGUACCACCGAUAGAAAAUUCUCCAAUUUUAGGAGUAGUAUUUGACUCUUGCUGUAUUCCUGACCAAAAUGGCACUGUUCUGACUGUUAUGCUUGGAGGCAGAUGGUUUAAAGAGAAAUUUGGUGAUGCUGUUACAACUUCUACAUUGUAUGAUAUAGCGGUCAAAGAAAUAAGCUCAAUCUUAAAUAUUACUGAGAAACCUUCAGCACAUAAUGUGAAUAUUUUACAUAGAUGCAUUCCACAGUAUGUUAUUGGACAUUACGAGAGGGUAGAGAAGAUCAGGCAGUAUAUAAAGGAUAAAAAUUUGCCCAUAUCCCUUGUUGGUUCUAGUUAUGAUGGUGUUGGCAUAAAUGAUGUUAUUUAUUCAGCUAAGACUCAAGUAUUGAAAGACUGUAUUUAA